UACAUACGUCUUGUAAACGUUCUAUGUUGAAUGGGGUUAUUCGUGGCACUAUUUAACCAAAAAAAGCAAUGAACUCUUUUUGUUGGAUUCAAAGUUCCUCGGAUCACAAGGUUGACGGUUUCCCCUUCGUUGCUUUUAUUCUGCUGACAGCCUGAUUGACCCCAGUAGGUGUGUGACCAGGAACUCUCCACAGCUAUAUCCUACUGCACAAAUCUCCCAUCACUCUCUCCACAAAGCUAGAAAUUGUGAAAUGUCCAGCGAUAGAGUGGAGAAACCUUUACCAGAUAUUCCUGAAGAUGAUGGUAGCAGAGAUGACGAGAAGGGCUUUGGAACUGUUUUUGCUGAACUUGAAUCCGUGGACUUGCCCCUGGGAACCACAUUAAGGUCUGUGUACGAUGACCAGCCUAAUGCCCACAAGAGGUUUAUGGAGAAGCUUGAGGUCAGGAUCCGUAACCAUGACAGAGAGAUAGAGAAGAUGUGUAACUUCCACCACCAGGGGUUUGUGGAUGCCAUCACCGAGCUGCUCAAAGUCCGUGCCGACGCAGAGAAACUGAUGGGCCAGGUUACCGACACGAACAGAAGACUGCAAGACGCCGGCAGAGAGGUGACAGCCCAAACGGAGGAGGUGAUUCGCUGUCGGAUACAGCAGAGGAACAUGACUACCACUGUGGAGAGACUACAGCUGUGUAUACCUGUCCUAGAAAUGUACAAUAAAUUGAAGGAGCAGCUGGAAUCCAAAAG
Messenger RNA from Oncorhynchus keta (chum salmon), 741 nucleotides. RefSeq names its product exocyst complex component 6-like. NCBI's taxonomy places the organism in Eukaryota, Metazoa, Chordata, Actinopteri, Salmoniformes, Salmonidae. The annotation marks the transcript as partial. The record is from RefSeq and is a predicted model, not a curated record. The transcript is spliced from 5 exons. Gene Ontology annotation, biological process: Golgi to plasma membrane transport; intracellular protein transport; exocytosis. Gene Ontology annotation, cellular component: exocyst; membrane.